AUCACCGCACUCAAAACGAUCACACCCAGACCAAACUAAUCGAGCGAGAACGCGUCUCAGGCCUCUGAGUCGAGCACUGAUCACACCACUGAGCGAAAAUGGCGGAUGACAAGGAUCCUCUGAAACAGUUAAAAGAUCUGACGAAGCUCAAAAAUCAAUUGGAGGAAAUCCAGAGGAGAGUGGAGAACGAAGUGUCUGUGGGAAUCCCUCAGGGAGGCUCAGUGUUGGGAUCUCCGUUUCUGAAGGGCUUUCUGGCCGGCUAUGUGGUGGCCAAACUACGCUCCUCUGCCAUCCUGGGAGUGCUGCUGGGAACAAUCACUGGCAUGUACGCGGCACAGAACUAUCAGGUGCCCAACAUUGAAAGGACCGUGAAAGAGUACAUAAACAGCUCGAGAAAAGGACCAAAGUAAUUUGGGCUGACUGCUACUCUUACCGGUGAAAUAACGGGCACAAGAUAAAGAAACACUGUUUACGGCUGCUGGCUUGUCAGCGGCUGGUGACGGAUCGGCCUUCAAGAUUUGUGUGUAGACUGGACUAUGGAUAUAAUUAUAUAACUAGAAUUUCAAUUGGGACUCAAAGUAAAAGACUGGAUUUUUUUUAAAUUUGCAUUUUUGUUUUAGUUGAAUACUUCUCUGUUUCAUUUCCACUUGUAUCUGUUUGAUGUUCACACAAGAUGAAAGCCUUUGUGCCUACAA
Messenger RNA from Dicentrarchus labrax (European seabass), 695 nucleotides. RefSeq names its product SLC35A4 upstream open reading frame protein. The record is from RefSeq and is a predicted model, not a curated record. The transcript has 3 exons. The coding region runs from base 99 to 410 and encodes 103 amino acids. NCBI's taxonomy places the organism in Eukaryota, Metazoa, Chordata, Actinopteri, Moronidae.